AAAACCGCUGCUCGCCUGAGCCGCUUUAGUCCCUCGAUUUAUAAAAAUAAAAACACGUUAUUGUGUCUGGCUCUGAGGAUUUAAAACCUUGUUCUGCUUUAAAACCCUGAGCUGUGUGAGGACAUGAAAACAGAAACGUCCAUGGCUGGAGGGACGUCAGAAGUCCGUGUGAAGAAAGAGGAGACCCUGGAGCUGAAUAUCUACAACUAUGGAGACGAUCUCGACAACCCACCUGAAGGUCUCUCUGUUAAAGUUGAAGAUCCUGACAAUAAAGACUACCUCUGUAUACAGAAGCAUGCAGUGUGAAGAAUACAUCGAUGCCAAAAGAGAGACGCAUGUGAAUUGGAUGAGGUAUGUGAAUUGUGCCCGUAAUGAUGAUGAACAGAAUCUUGUGGCAUUUCAGUAUCGAGGGGCGAUUCUGUAUCGUUGCUGUCGACCCAUUAACCCAGGACAGGAGCUCUUGGUGUGGUAUGAAGAGGAGUACACCAAAGAACUCAGUCCUGCACCUACAGGAACAACCAGACAACAAGAAAUAAAGAACACUCUGCUGCAAGUCUUUUCCUGCUCCACAUGCCCUCGUUCUUAUACAUCUCAAAUUUACCUCAACAAACACAUCCAGAGAUGCCACUAUGAAGAGUAUGUGAGACUGCGGGAAUCAGGAGAGAUUAAAUAUGAACUUCAGAUCCCCUCUGAAGACUCCAGUAGUCAGCCAACAUCAUCUGAUCCUCUCAGUUCUGACCCUUCUCAUAAUGAUACACAGAAGGAAAUUCACCACUGUUCAGACUGUGGAAAGAGUUUUGGUCAUCAGAAUGCACUCAAGACGCACCAGUGCAGUCACACAGGAGAGAAGCCGUAUAACUGCUCACAGUGUGGGAAGAGUUUUACUCAUCGGAGUAAUCUCCAACGACACCAGCGCAUUCACACAGGAGAGAAGCUGCAUCACUGCUCACAGUGUGGGAAGUGUUUUACUCGUCAGAGUGAUCUCCAAAUACACCAGCGCAGUCACACAGGAGAGAAGCCGUAUCACUGCUCACAGUGUGGGAAGAGUUUUACUCAUCAGAGUAAUCUCCAUCGACACCAGCGCAUUCACACAGGAGAGAAGCUGCAUCACUGCUCACAGUGUGGGAAAUGUUUUACUUAUCGGCGUAAUCUCCAACGACACCAGCGCAUUCAUACAGGAGAGAAGCCGUAUCACUGCUCACAGUGUGGGAAGAGUUUUACUCAGCAGAGUAAUCUCCAAAAACACCAGCGCAUUCACACAGGAGAGAAGCCGCAUCACUGCACACAGUGUGGGAAGAGUUUUACUCAGCAGAGUGAUCUCCAACGACACCAGCGCAUUCACACAGGAGAGAAGCCGUAUAACUGCACACAGUGUGGGAAGAGUUUUACUCAUCGGAGUAAUCUCCAAAAACACCAGCGCAUUCACACAGGAGAGAAGCCGUUUCACUGAUCGCAGUGUGGAAAGAUGUUUACUUAUUCAGUUACAUUUAAAAUCUACAAGUGCACUAACUUGGAGACAUUGCAUGAUUAAAUUUGUCAAGUAAAUAUGGUUGUUAUUACAGUUUUGGCUGAAAAUGACCUGUACUUUUGAACUUUGUUUAUAUGACCGUUUUAAAAUGUGUAACCUUAUCGUGAUGUUUAAAACAAGACUAUUAAUGUUUUCUUUUGAUCUUAAGUAGUCCUUAAUUACCGCCAUACAAGGAACCAUUAAACUGCAACACUAUUAUCAGUGUAAUACUGCAGGAUUAGACUAAUUGUUAAUUGAAUUAUUACUGAUCAAGAGUUUUAAUGUACAACCCUGAUUCCAAAAAAGUUGGGACAAAGUACAAAUUGUAAAUAAAAACGGAAUGCAAUGAUGUGGAAGUUUCAAAAUUCCAUAUUUUAUUCAGAAUAGAACGUAGAUGACAUAUAAAAUUUUUAAACUGAGAAAAUUUAUCAUUUAAAGCAGGGGUAUUCAAUUAAAAGUCACUGAGGUCCAGUUAUUAAAUUUUGUCCAAGUGGAAGGUCCGAACCGAAGUCCAGCUUGUGUCUUAUAGCCUUCCCCUAUGUCCACAUUUUCAUAUGGUUUCAACAAUAUUUAUUGUUCAUUUCCAAUGCAGGAAAUGAACUGAGUGCACAACUAUCUCUUUUACCAUAAAUAAAAGUAGUCCCAGGAAAAUAAAUUCAAGGCCUUUAUUUCCGAUUAAAGAAAACAGAAACCUCAGAAUAAAGUAAAUAAAGUGCAAACAGAGUGGAAUAACUCCUUUUUCUCUUAAAUUAAAGAGGUCCCAACCUGAAGAAUUGAAGGCCUACACUUCAAGUAAAAAAGUCAACUCAGAAAAUAUUAACUAAAAAGUGCAAACAGAGCACUGACUUAACAUUUUCUCUUUUUUGUUCUUAAAAUAAGGAGGUCCCAGCCUAAAAAAAUGAGGGCCUACUUUUCAAGAAAAAAAAGUCCACAUCUUCAGAAAACAAGUGGCUUUUUGGGGGGGGAAAUGCAAACAGAAAAUUUUUCUUUGAACUUUUCUCUUUUAAUUCUUCUUUUACUGUUCUUAAUGAGAAAAACGGGCAUGUGGCUGACCUGCCAGUAAUUUAAAUCUUGGUUGGAGUGCCAUUCUCAUGCAGAUAUGUAGGUGUUCAUUGUUGAGCCUAGAAUGGUACUUGGUUUUGACAAUGUUCAUAGUGGAAAAAGCUGACUCACAGCUGUAAGUUGAUCCAAACAUAGUCAAGGUGUGCAGUGCUACUUUGAUUAGACCAGGGAACACACUCCAAUGUGUUUAUGUUGCCCCAAAAUCCACGCUACUUUUAAGGAACAUUCGUUUGCACGUUGCUGGGCUGUAAAUGUAUGUGUAAUGAGUCGGGUAGACCUGUUAUAUUGUGCUUGCAGAUCGGUUAUUUUGCGUGCCCUCAGCUCGGACUUCAGGGGACAACUUUGCUCAAAAGAGCUGUGCUUUGUUUCGUAGUGGCGCUUCACAUUGCCGCUUUUAAUUAAUGCCACGUUUUCGAAGCAUAUGAGGCACACUGGUUUUGAACUGCUCGCCGGAAGAAUGAACAUAUAUUUCUCCAUCCAUUCAUCUUUUAAACAACGAUUUUCCUUGUCUACUUUCCGCCGCCUUUUGGAGCAAGCCAUGUUGUCUCGGUCGGUUGUCUCUUAACUUAACUCUCUUCCUCUCUGCUUGUUGCACUGCUGUGGCGUGCUGGGCAAACUAACGAUUUUAUUGGCUCAACUGAGUGAAGCUAUUGUCAUAUUAACUGGAGUAGCAGCGCCUGCUGUCAAUAGCCACGACCGUCCAAAAUAAUGCUUCAUGAAAAUUACUUAAUCUCGUGAAUUUACCAUUGGUCACGGGUCCGGACAGAACCAUCACUGGGCCCGGAUCCGGACCGAGGUCCGCCAUUUGGUGAUGCCUGAUUUAAAGAGAAAAAUUAGGUGAUUUUUAAAUUUCAUGACAACAACACAUUUCAAAAAAGUUGGGACAAGGCCAUGUUUACCACUGUGAGACAUCCCCUUUUCUCUUUACAACAGUCUGUAAACGUCUGGGGACUGAUGAGACAAGUUGCUCAAGUUUAGGGAUAGGAAUGUUAACCCAUUCUUGUCUAAUGUAGGAUUCUCGUUGCUCAACUGUUUUAGGUCUUUUUUGUCAUAUCUUCUGUUUUAUGAUGCGCCAAAUGUUUUCUAUGGGUGAAAGAUCUGGACUGCAGGCUGGCCAGUUCAGUACUCGGACCCUUCUUCUACGCAGCCAUGAUGCUGUAAUUGAUGCAGUAUGUGGUUUGGCAUUGUCAUGUUGGAAAACACAAGGUCUUCCCUGAAAGAGACGUCGUCUGGAUGGGAGCAUAUGUUGCUCUAGAACCUGGAUAUACCUUUCAGCAUUGAUGGUGUCUUUCCAGAUGUGUAAGCUGCCCAUGCCACAUGCACUAAUGCAACCCCAUACCAUCAGAGAUGCAGGCUUCUGAACUGAGCGCUGAUAACAACUUGGGUCGUCCUUCUCCUCUUUAGUCCGAAUGACACGGCAUCCCUGAUUUCCAUAAAGAACUUCAAAUUUUGAUUCGUCUGACCACAGAAUAGUUUUCCACUUUGCCACAGUCCAUUUUAAAUGAGCCUUGGCCCAGAGAAGACGUCUGCACUUCUGGAUCGUGUUUAGAUACGGCUUCUUCUUUGAACUAUAGAGUUUUAGCUGGCAAUGGCGGCUGGCACGGUGAAUUGUGUUCACAGAUAAUGUUCUCUGGAAAUAUUCCUGAGCCCAUUUUGUGAUUUCCAAUCAUGAAAGCAUGCCUGUAUGUGAUGCAGUGCCGUCUAAGGGCCCGAAGAUCACGGGCACCCAGUAUGGUUUUCCGGCCUUGACCCUUACGCAUAGAGAUUCUUCCAGAUUCUCUGAAUCUUUUGAUGAUAUUAUGCACUGUAGAUGAUGAUAUGUUCAAACUCUUAGCAAUUUUACACUGUCGAACUCCUUUCUGAUAUUGCUCCACUAUUUGUCGGCGCAGAAUUAGGGGGAUUGAUGAUCCUCUUCCCAUCUUUACUUCUGAGAGCCGCUGCCACUCCAAGAUGCUCUUUUUAUACCCAGUCAUGUUAAUGAUCUAUUGCCAAUUGACCUAAUGAGUUGCAAUUUGGUCCUCCAGCUGUUCCUUUUUUGUACCUUUAACUUUUCCAGCCUCUUAUUGCC
Molecule: messenger RNA, 4637 nt
Organism: Neoarius graeffei (lesser salmon catfish)
Lineage: Eukaryota; Metazoa; Chordata; Actinopteri; Siluriformes; Ariidae
Product: zinc finger protein OZF-like
Exons: 5
Coding region: 209-1450 (413 amino acids)
Biological process (GO): negative regulation of transcription by RNA polymerase II
Molecular function (GO): DNA-binding transcription repressor activity, RNA polymerase II-specific; protein binding
Source: RefSeq, a predicted model, not a curated record